Staurois parvus is the source of this 736-nucleotide messenger RNA. NCBI's taxonomy places the organism in Eukaryota, Metazoa, Chordata, Amphibia, Anura, Ranidae. The record is from the annotation of a GenBank genome assembly.
UUUAUCUCUGGGACUGAGGAGGCACAGGAGGUGGUCUCAUUGAUAGAACAGUAUUCCGAGGCGUCAGGCUCCAAGGUCAACCGGGACAAGUGUGACGUUUUCUGGAUGGGUAGGGAAGGUGAGAGCUUUUCAUUUCCGGAUGCCUUCCUGGUGCCCCAGCAGAAAGUUAAAAUUCUAGGCAUUGAAUUUGGCCCUGCUGAUUAUGGCAAGUCAAAUUGAGUAGCUAGGCUGUCCGUUGCCGAGGUCAAAGUGAGAUGUUGGAAGGGGUGGCGGCUCUCCUUAAGGGAAAGGGUUGAUUUGAUCAAGACUUUCCUGGUCCCCAUCUUUUUAUAUGUCAGUUUCACUUGUCUCUUGCCAGAGUCUCUCUAUACGAGGGUCUACAGUUGUUUCUUCUAGAUGUUAUGGGAGGAACAGGCUGAACCUUGUCAAGCGGGAUGUGACCUAUUCAUCCAGGCGGGAGGAUGGCCUAGGUAUGGUCAACCCAAUUGUGUUCUUCUCUCUAAUGUUUGUUAAACAUAAUUUUGGUAGCAUGUUGGCAGAGAGACCACCUGCAUGGGUAGGCCUGUUUUGGGCCUGGUUUAGACCCUUUCUCGACUGUUGGGAGAGAGGCGGGCCAGUGAAAAGUCUGCCUGUUAAGCAUGGAAACUUCUGGGUGAGAGGAUUGUGGCUACCACUUUUCAUGCGCCACUGACCUUGAAAGAUUGCCCAAGCCAUAUUAUGCGGGAGGGUCUACGUU